Molecule: messenger RNA, 2346 nt
Organism: Triticum aestivum (bread wheat)
Lineage: Eukaryota; Viridiplantae; Streptophyta; Magnoliopsida; Poales; Poaceae
Exons: 7
Coding region: 1360-2346 (328 amino acids)
Source: RefSeq, a predicted model, not a curated record
CUGCCGCACCCGACCCCAGCGUGCCCGAGGUGCCUGCAGGCCUCUCCACCAUCUCUGCUCCUGGUUCGCUCUGUUUCCUCGUGGAUGCCAAAGGGGGUCGUGAGCAUUAGAUUGGUUUUUGAGCAUUAGAUCCAUUAACUGAAAGAUAUAGACAUACUCUGUAAUCUGUAUGUACAAAGCUAGCUAGCUAGCUACUACAAGCAGCUUAAUUGAUUGUUGUAUGAGCAGCUUCCUGCUUGAUGCUUCAUCUGCACGGUACGCUUGCUUGCAUUUUUAUUAGAUAAGUGUCGGCUUUCUGAGUUCAAUCCCCCAACUAAUAAUGGUGCCAAAUACCAGGUUUUUUUCUACAUACAUGGAUGCUUUCAUGAUCCACUUUACAUUUGUUUCCCCCCUGGGUUCAGUCUGAAUCUUUACAUUACACUUAGAAUCCUACCAUCACCGUCGCUGUCACUCUGCAUACAACAUUAAUUCUUAUAUCUGAAUCAGGUUGGUUAGCUUUCGAUGUAAUAUUAUCCGUCUUGCCUAAAAUAAAUCCACAUUCUUACACUUUGGUUUCUUCUUAUACAUCCUACAGUCACUUUCUUCUUAUAAAUAUUUUUUAGCAAUUAGCGUAGAUCGAGAUGAGUUUCUUUCAACACAUUUUAAGACAUAAUGUCAUAUAUUAGAUGUUAUAUGUGCGUCAACAGAGCAGAGGAUUCAGGUUUAGUCAUCAUCUGCAUUGCAUUUGAUUCAGAUUACUAUAAGAUGAUUUUUAAUAGAUAUUUGGUCUUACACGAGUCACAUUGGAUUUUUUUCCUAUAGAUUCAGAGUAGUAUUUUCAUGAACCUAUCACUGAUACUUUGCCUUUCAUGUUCAUUCACAUAUGUCUGGUUUACCCACACAAGGGCACAAUGAUGAAUUUUACGGAGGAUGCUCCUGGUACACAACAUCCUUACUUCAUAAUCACCUAUCUGAAUGGUGCAGAACAUCAAUGCUUUGUUAAUGCUAAGUCCCAUGAUUGUUUUUGUGUGCAGUAAAGAAAGGCUCUGUUCUCUUAACAAGGAUGGAAAGUAUAACGGCAUACAAAAACCAACAUAGACAACCCAAAUCUGGAACUCCAGAACAAUCUGACAUUCCAGUGUCUGCUAAUGACAUGUGUUCCCUUGCUGAAUGGCCAUCCCAUGCUCGCCGCAACCGUGCGCGACUACAGGAUAAAGCUGGUGGACAGAAGAAGAAAGGGCGAGGUGUUCUAAAAGGUUUUAAAGCAUCUAAGAAGCGUUCUGCCAAUGGAUCUGCAAAGCUAAAUAUUACAUUCUCUGAAAAAUUGGGUGGUACAGUAGGAAUGAACUAUGUUCGUUCAAGGAUGACGUGGUAGUCAUAAUGAAAAGAAAGUUACCACUCAUUGGAGUGAGGACGUGGUCGGACAUUCACCCUACCAUUCAUCUACUCAUUGUUGCAGAUAUGAUAGACAGAUGGGACCUGGAAGAUACACCAGAAAUAGAAGAAAAAGUUCUCAAAAUUGCGAAAGAGAGAUAUAGAGGCUGGCGAUCAACUCUAAGCUCCACUUACAAGGCAUACAAAACAGAUGCAGCUAGAUUGGCUAAUCUGUCAGAAGAUUUACAACCAGAAGAGUGGGAAUGGAUGAUUGAGUACUUUGGCACUGAUUCAAAAUUUCAGGAACGCAGCCAAAAGAACGUUGAUAACCGUAAGAAACAGAAGACAAAACAUAUAAUCAGAUCAAAAUCUUACUCGCAAGUUAGUUUUGAGAAGAGAAACUUGGAAAGUGGAGAAGAGCCAGAUUGUAUUGCUCUAUGGGAACUCACCCACACAAAUGAUGGAACAUGGUCUAACACAGAUUCCCAGAAAGUUUACGACCAAGCACUUCAAGAGGUUAAAAACAAAGAAGCUGAAACUGAAGGUCCACUUUCAAGUGAGCAGAAAAACAAUGUUUUCCAGACCGCUUACAAAGACACUCUGGAAUGCAAGUCAUCGCAGCCUCGUGGGUACGGAUACAUGGCCAAAACUUCAACUGGUUCUGAAAAGUUCCGUAUCCAGAUUGAAGAGCAAGCUCGUGCUACAGCAGCCACCCAGGAGCGAAACUCUCAGCUCAGCCAGCAGGUCAAUGACUUAGAAGAUCAACUACAAGCUGAACGCGCUAACACACAAGAGAGGAUUAACUUGGAGCAUGCUGAGAGAGAACAACUUGAGGAGAGGUUAAAAGAAGAGCGUGCUGAAAGGGAAAGAUUGUUGCAAGAGGAGCGAACAUCAAGACUGGAAUUUGAAAAAAACAUUAUGGCAAAGUUUGUACAAUUGAGCAAACAGAUGGAAACCCAACAGGCGAUGGUGAUUACAGUCAUAUGCUUCUGA